This is a messenger RNA of Periconia digitata, 786 nucleotides long. Lineage: Eukaryota; Fungi; Ascomycota; Dothideomycetes; Pleosporales; Periconiaceae. The record is from the annotation of a GenBank genome assembly.
GGCGUGCCGCAUCUUCGCAGGCACUCAACUUCCUUAACGAGCGAGUCUCUGUUGGACUUUGGAUAUUUGCCUGCCUUGAUAGCCGCGGCCGUACAUGGCCGUCGGUGCUAUUUCUGCAAUUAUGUAAUUGGUGAUUGUGCAUGCAGCCCAGUCCCUGCUUGCUCCUACAUGCACUCUUACAGUACAUACAUAUGUAUGUAUGUUCGUAUAUUCUUCCAUCCAUCUGUCUACUCACACACUCAUAUCCGUCCCAUCCCGUCCGGAAGGGCCGGUAUCAUACCCCCGCUCUCUCUCUCUCUCUCUCUCUCUCUCGCUUCCCUCUUCCUUCGAGAACAAUCACACGGAACAAAACCUGUACAUCUGUAUACACUGAUCGCCCUUGGCUCUCUUGUUCCACCCUCGUUUAAUUCUCCUCCCACCCUACCUGUCGUCCUACUCGAUACACAUGCAUGCAAUCAUACUAUGCACCUCGCAUAUAUAGACAUGUUAUCUGCCAACUGCCCACUGCAUCCUUCGCUCAUUAAACCCUUGAUAGCUGUUGCCUUUGCGUUUUUGGUUUUUGGUUUUCAUCUCUCCCUCUCUUUCCUGCCUUUGGGUAAAUGUGAGGACACCUUGAUCUGCCCAUCCUCAUUCAUCUUGCGGCUUGCGGCCAGACCGAGCCGUCUGACACAUCCCAAACAUAUAUAUACAAGAAGCCACAACCUCACCUGCUCCGGUCACGUUCAGCUUCUGCCCAUGACUUUGUGCUUGUUCUUUGUACCCCCACGCCCACACACUCGCCUCUAG